Molecule: messenger RNA, 2109 nt
Organism: Hevea brasiliensis (rubber tree)
Lineage: Eukaryota; Viridiplantae; Streptophyta; Magnoliopsida; Malpighiales; Euphorbiaceae
Exons: 5
Coding region: 1-2109 (702 amino acids)
Molecular function (GO): protein dimerization activity
Source: RefSeq, a predicted model, not a curated record
AUGGGUAGGUUAAAAUCGAUUACUUCACAACAUUCACCAACAGAAAAGGAAGAAGAAGAAAAAGAAAAAGAAAGAGAAAGGGAGUACCUUCAACGGCAGUCGGCAGCGCAGUUCGUAGCGCGGAAGAAAAAGAAGAAGAAGAAGAAGAAGAAGGGAGAACGUCGACAGGAGGAUAAGGCAACAAACAAAAUUACCAAUUCACAAUCUAGGCAAGUUUCUUUGCCUAUUAGUAUAACUUCUGUUCCUUCAUUGAAUAUAACUGAACCAAGUAUUUCAGCAGCUUUGAAGAAAAGAAGAGUUAAUGAUUCUCCUCUUGGUAGAGCUUUUGACUUGCAAACUAGAGCUCAAUUAGAUGCAGAGAUUGCUAGAAUUGGUUAUGUGCCGCCUGGUUAUAACAAAUUGAGAACCACAUUACUUCAGCAAGAAAAAGCAAAUGUUAAGAGGUUGCUUGAACCAAUUAAAAGCACUUGGUUAGAAAAGGGUGUUAGUAUUGUGAGUGAUGGAUGGAGUGAUCCCCAGAUGAGGCCUUUGAUUAAUUUUAUGGUUGUUUCUGAGUCUGGCCCCAUGUUUAUCAAAUCUGUAGAUUGUUCUGAUGAAGUGAAAGAUAAGCAAUUUAUUGCUAAUUUGCUAAAAGAAGUAACUAAUGAGGUGGGUCAUCAAAAAGUAGUACAAGUCAUUACUGAUAAUGCUUCAAAUUGUAAAGGUGCUGGAGAAAUCAUUGAGGGAAUGUUUCCACAUAUUUAUUGGACUCCUUGUGUUGUGCACACUCUUAAUCUUGCUUUGAAGAAUAUAUGUGCAGCAAAAAAUUUGGAAACUAAUCAAGAAACUUAUGAUGUGUGUCACUGGAUCACUGAAAUCCAUGGGGAUGCUUUGCAAAUCAAGAAUUUUAUAAUGAAUCAUUCCAUGAGGCUUGCAAUUUAUAAUCGGUUUAGCCCUUUGAAAUUGCUUUCAGUUGCUGACACUCGUUUUGCUUAUAUUGUUGUGAUGCUUAAAAGAUUUAAACUUAUUAGGUGUGCUUUAGAAGUAAUGGUUAUGAGUGAUCAAUGGGCACAAUACCGAGAAGAUGACCAAGGCAAAGCUAGAUUUGUUCGUGAUAAAGUGAUAGAUGAGGAUUGGUGGGAAAAGGUUGAUUACAUCAUUGCUUUUACUGGGCCCAUUUAUGACAUGAUCAGAGUUUGUGACACAGACAAACCAUGCCUUCAUUUGGUUUAUGAGUUGUGGGAUUCUAUGAUUGAAAAGGUGAAGCAAGUUAUUUUUGAUCAUGAAGGAAAGCAAGCAGAUGGGUUUUCUCCUUUUUAUUAUGUGGUUCAUCGAAUUCUUGUUGAUCGUUGGGCAAAGAGCAACACUCCCCUUCAUUGUUUAGCCCAUUCAUUAAAUCCAAGAUUUUAUAGUGAAAAAUGGCUUCAAGAGGGAGAAGGUAGAGUGCCUCCUCAUAUGGAUGGAGAAGUAUCAACUGAGAGAAUUAAAUGCUUUAGGAGGAUUUUUUCUAAUGAAGAUGAGCGAAUUAGAGCAAAUGAUGAAUUUGCAAAUUUUUCUUUGAAAAGUGGACCUUUUGCUGAUCCUGAUUCUAUUAGAAGUAUGUAUGUUACAGAUCUUAGGAAAUGGUGGGCAUGUUUUGGUUCUAAUGCACCUUUACUUCAAAGGUUGGCUUUUAAAGUGCUUGGACAACCUACUUCCUCCUCUUGUUGUGAAAGAAAUUGGAGUAUUUAUUCCUUCAUUUAUUCAUGCAGAAGGAAUAAAUUAACUCCAAAAUGUGCAGAGGACUUGGUUUUUAUCCAUAAUAAUCUUCGUCUUCUAUCGAGAAACUCCUCCCAAUAUUAUGAUGAGAAGACAAAAUUGUGGGAUGUUGGUGGUGAUCAAUUUGGGAGUAUGAAAGACGUGGAAGUUCUUGAAUUUGCCAACCUUUCAUUGGAUGAACCAGAGUUAGAGUCUGUUUUGUUUGAUGAAAAUGCAACUACAAGCAUGGAGAAUGAGAAUGAGAAAGACAGUGAAGUUUUAUAUUUACAUGUUUUCCCCACGUUUCCGUUUCCUAUGUUUUUUAAAAUGCCGUUUUCCCGUGUCCGUUUCUUCAUUUCCCCAUGUCCGCGUUUCCGUUUCCGUGCUACAUAG